UCACCACCGCAGAGAUACAAACACACUUUCUAAUAUUCAAUAGUGACAAAUUCUAGUAUUGCGAACAUCACACCAUGUCAUCUACACCAGCAAAGACGAUUACUCUGAGGAGUUCUGAUGAACAGAUCUUUGUUAUUGGGGAGACCGUUGCUUUGCAAUCUAAAACCCUUGAGCUCAUGAUAGCUGAUAACGAUAAUGAAAAUAUUGUUAUCCCUUUGACCACCAUCACGGGCAGUAUCUUGGUAAAGGUGAUCGAAUACUGCAACAAACACGCUGAAGUUGAGACUAGUGAUGAAGAUAAAAAGAUUUGGGAUGUACAGUUUGUGAAUUUCGGUAGUACACAAAUAUUAUUCGACAUGAUCCUGGCUGCGAAUUUUCUUAACAUCAAAGGCUUGCUGGACUUGACAACGAAUAUAGUGGCGGAGAUGGUAAAAGGUAAAACACCAAAUGAGAUACGCCGGGCAUUCAACAUUAAAGACAACUUCACCCCUGAAGAAGAAGAAGAAGUUCGCAGGGAAAAUAAUUGGGCUAAUGAAUGAUUUGUGUUGGCAAAAAGAUAUUUUGCAGCAGCUUGAUGUAGGAGUCGAGCAGCCGGUCAUAGCUGGUUAACUUCUUUUUGAUUAUAUUCAGUGUUCGUUGUUUAUUUCUGUAGGAUCA
Molecule: messenger RNA, 657 nt
Organism: Papaver somniferum (opium poppy)
Lineage: Eukaryota; Viridiplantae; Streptophyta; Magnoliopsida; Ranunculales; Papaveraceae
Product: SKP1-like protein 1B
Exons: 1
Coding region: 75-539 (154 amino acids)
Biological process (GO): SCF-dependent proteasomal ubiquitin-dependent protein catabolic process
Cellular component (GO): nucleus; cytoplasm
Molecular function (GO): cullin family protein binding
Source: RefSeq, a predicted model, not a curated record